AUGCUGUCCAUUCGGUCCAUCUUGGGUUCUUCGACCCGGGCCCUCCGCCAACUUCUCCCGAGUCAGCCAUUCUCUCACCAGUUCCUCUCGCGGUCACUAUCGCAACUGUCAAGAGCGUCGGUCGGCAACAGCCUUCGGAGCCUGCGUUCUGCGAAGCAGCAAGAUAACAAUGUCGGUGUUGUGGGGUCCACUGUGCGACAACUCGAGCAGGUUCGGGGCAUGAAGACGAGAUCGUCCGUUAAGCGGUUAUGCGAUGGUUGCAAGCCUGUUCGGAGGAAGAAUCGAGUUUACAUUAUCUGUUCGAAGAAUCCUAAGCACAAGCAACGUCAAGGAAAAUAA
Aspergillus lentulus is the source of this 339-nucleotide messenger RNA. Lineage: Eukaryota; Fungi; Ascomycota; Eurotiomycetes; Eurotiales; Aspergillaceae. The record is from RefSeq and is a predicted model, not a curated record.